GCUUCUCCCGAGUCUACUCACGCGCAGGCUACCGCAGAGGAGCGCAUGCCUCCGAUACUCACGUGGAUCCGAAGGCCCGCGGGAGGACAUUCCGUAGGCCACAGGUACUAUCCGCCACUCGGCCCUUGUCCACGACGGUCCGUCAACCGCUGCAGCCUAGCUUGUUAUCUUCUCGCGAGUCCGACGCUAUCGUUGGCAGGCAUACCGUACGUGACUAUCGCCCAGGACCAUCAAGCGAGCUAUCGUCUGCCAACAGCCAGCCUCUCUCUUACCGCACCCAAGCCUAACCCAAGCCAUCGCCCACACCCGGACCUAUCAUUCAUUCGCGUCCAAAAGCGAUCAUACACAUACACAUACCCAAGUUAUCUUUACUUCUGCCCACCUCGAGCUAUCGCCCACGCCCGAAGCACCGGCCACAUGCUCUAUCGACACCUGUUAUCGACAUCCCGAGCAUGGGACUAUCGACACCGCGAGCAUGGGGCCCCGAAGUUCCACCACGGGCUUUGAUGCCAGGAUGGUGCUUAGAGCGGGCCUGUGGCUCCGGUGAGGGCGGUAUAAAAGGACGGGUACCUGAGGUUUGCGAGAGGUUGGCUUCUGUGCGGCCGGUCGGUUUCUGUCUGUCCUCUCAGCUGGCUCGUGCGCCUACUUGGUCUCUGUGCAUCUGUA
Schizophyllum commune H4-8 is the source of this 666-nucleotide messenger RNA. RefSeq lists its product as uncharacterized. Bases 46 to 507 code for a protein of 153 amino acids. The record is from RefSeq and is a predicted model, not a curated record. The transcript has 2 exons. NCBI's taxonomy places the organism in Eukaryota, Fungi, Basidiomycota, Agaricomycetes, Agaricales, Schizophyllaceae.